AUGCUUCGUGUUGCAAUAAUCAGAUCAGCUCGCCAGGUAUUGGCUUCGACGUCGACAGUGUCCAGAAUAAUUGUUCGCCCGUCGAUGCAAAUUCCCUUUGUCUCUAAAUCGCCAAUCGUACGGAGUCCCUUUCAAGUAACAAGAUGCUACUCAGCUUCUGCGGCCCUUACAGAAGAAGAGAUUCAGGGAAGAAUAGUUGACCUAUUAAAGAAUUUUGAUAAGGUAUUUAAUCACGCGAGCUUUCUCUCACCGACAGCACACUUUUACAACGACCUUGGUUUAGACAGCCUCGACACCGUGGAGGUUGUCAUGGCUAUCGAAGAGGAGUUCAGUAUUGAGAUCCCAGACAAAGACGCGGAUGGUAUUCAUAUUGAUCAUGCUGUGAAAUAUAUUCUUGCACAACCUGAUGGUAAGCUUAUCCGCCAACUCGCUCUGACAUGA
Blumeria graminis f. sp. triticale is the source of this 441-nucleotide messenger RNA. The record is from the annotation of a GenBank genome assembly. NCBI's taxonomy places the organism in Eukaryota, Fungi, Ascomycota, Leotiomycetes, Helotiales, Erysiphaceae.